CAGUCGGGCCUCGGUCGCCCCGGUAACGCGCGUGGGUCAGGGUCCCCAGCAUGAGCGUCCGGGUCGCGCAGGCAGUGAGGGCCUGGAGCUGGGGCGCGAAGUGCUGCUCCCGCUCCUCAAGCUUCCGAGGGCGUCCGCCGGGCGCAGUGGACGUGACGGAGCUGCUGCGAGAUGCGACAGCAAAGGAGGAAGGGCCUCGGGAGGCGGCGGCCCGGCGGCUGCCGAGUCAGUGCUCAGUGCUGCUCUUCCCGGGCCAGGGCAGCCAGGUGGUGGGCAUGGGCGGCGAUCUGCUCCGCUACCCGCGCGUCCGCGAGCUCUACGCCGCAGCCCGCCGCGUGCUGGGCUAUGACCUGCUGGAGCUGAGCCUGCACGGGCCGCAGGAGGACCUGGACCGCACCGUGCACUGCCAGCCCGCUGUCUUCGUGGCUUCGCUGGCCGCCGUGGAGAAACUGCAUCACCUGCAGCCCGCGGUUAUUGAGAACUGUGUUGCUGCUGCUGGAUUCAGUGUGGGAGAAUUUGCAGCCCUAGUGUUUGCCGGAGCCAUGGAGUUUACGGAAGGUUUGUAUGCAGUGAAAAUCCGAGCCGAGGCCAUGCAGGAAGCCUCGGAUGCCGUCCCCAGUGGGAUGCUGUCCGUCCUCGGCCAGCCUCAGUCCGAGUUCACCCUCGCCUGUUUGGAAGCCCGGGAACACUGCGAGGCUUUGGGCAUCGAGAACCCUGUGUGCGAGGUGGCCAACUACCUCUUUCCGGAUGGCAGGGUGAUCGCAGGACACCUGGAGGCUCUGCGGUUUCUCCAGAAGAACUCCUCUAAGUACCACUUCAGACGCACCAAGAUGCUGCCGGUCAGUGGUGGCUUCCACACCCGCCUCAUGGAGCCCGCCCUGGAGCCCCUGGCGCAGGUCUUAAAGGCCAUAGACCUCAAGAAGCCUCUGGUGUCCGUCCACUCCAAUGUCGACGGGAAUCGGUACAUGCACCCAAAGCACAUCCAGAAGCUGCUGGUGCAGCAGGUGGUCUCCCCGGUGAAGUGGGAGCAAACGAUGCAUGCCAUAUACGAGAGGAAGAAGGGCACCGAGUUCCCCAAAACUUUUGAAGUGGGACCUGGGAAGCAGCUGGGACCCAUCCUGAAGAGCUGUAACGUGCAGGCCUGGAAGUCCUACAGUCACGUGGACGUGCUGGAGGCGGACAAGGGCCCGGUCCCGGACCCAUAGGGGUCUCCCCAUGGCCGCGGGGGGGCGGGGAGGGCUCCAGUGGGCUCAGUCGGCCCCCCAGGAGCUGCACCGAGCCUGCCCUGCCUUCCGAUGGGGCCUGCCCUGCCUUCCGAUGGGGCCGCCGCCUCGGAGGAAUUGGGAGGGAUUGUUUGCAAAAUGCUUUGAACGCCACGUCAAAAGGAGUAUUUCUUUACCCGACAGUCCACUUCUUGCACCUCGUUUGAGUGCUGGGAAGCGAUGCGGCAGUGAUGGUGAUGUGGAGACUGCCGAGUUCUUGCUGCCUGUCCCAGUUCCGCCACGUGGGCAGUCACGUCCCCUCGGGCUCGGGGUGCCUCUAAAAUGGGCUGUAAGAGCCUGGCACACAGGUGCCUUCUGAGCAGUGGAAGGCUUGGCCUGUUGCCGUGUCACACCCUGCUGUGCAUGGCCGUAAGGCAGGGCAGUGCCAGGGGCUCCACUGCCUUAAAGCCUGCAGACACCCGCAACCAGGAUCUUUUGUCACUGAGUCCAGAGGACUUUAGGACCCAGCUGGCCUUGGCAGCCCCUCUGCCCACCCCCUCACUCAACUGUUGGGAGACCCAGUCCCACCUUUCCUUACCCAACAGGUAGUGUGGGUGGCCUCUGCCCUGAUGGAGGAGUGUCCUUUAGCAAGGUGGGAGGGGCGUAAACAGGGCCACUGAGGGUGUCUCCUCCCCCACCCCAGGUCAUUCCUUGGGACAGGGAUUACCUUGUGCCCCUGACCUAUCCUGGCACAGGCCCGCCCUCAGGGGUUAUCCUGUCUGCUUCACAUGAGCCAAGGGCAGGCGCUUGGCAAAUGCAGCUCCUUGCGUUGGUAUUAAAUGAGUAAUUCCACA
This is a messenger RNA of Hipposideros armiger (great roundleaf bat), 2056 nucleotides long. RefSeq names its product malonyl-CoA-acyl carrier protein transacylase (gene MCAT). Lineage: Eukaryota; Metazoa; Chordata; Mammalia; Chiroptera; Hipposideridae. The transcript is spliced from 4 exons. Gene Ontology annotation, molecular function: transferase activity. The record is from RefSeq and is a predicted model, not a curated record. Bases 51 to 1205 code for a protein of 384 amino acids.